AAAAAAGAAAGAAAACCAAGAAAGAUUUCAAACUGGAAUAAGUAGAUUAUUCAGAAAUCAAGGAUUCAUUACAUGAAAAGUGAAGGGAGAUUAUUUUUCAUUCAGUAAAAGAGAGAAAUAUCUGGAAGUCAGUUGGAGGAAAAGGUGAGUAGGAAAGUCACGUAGAGCAGAGAGUCAUACAGGCCUCACACUGUGAGGAAGAGAACGACUUGAAUGAAAGCACCACUAAACAAGGGAUUAUCCAUAUUUUUGACUUCUUCAAGAAUAUCAGCUGUGGAAAAGCUCCAUAAUUGUGUCUAUUGUUAGAAAAGCGUAGAUUGCAAAUAACAACUGAUUAUGCACAAGAGGAGCCACACAGCAGAAAAGCCAUACAAAUCAUCUGAUUGUGGCAAAAGCUUUAGUCAAAACAGCUCCCUUGUGGUUCAUGGAAAGACCCACACAAGAGAAAAGCCAUAAAAGCACUCCUGGUGCAGUAAAUGCUUUAGUGAGCAUGGCAACGUGGUGAUACAUCAGAGGAUUCACAGCAGAGAGAAAACGUAUGACUACUGAUUGUGCGAAAGUUUCAUUACAAAUUCCCAUGUCAUGAGGCACCAGAGGACUCACACAGGAGAGAAACCCUUUGAAUGUCCUGAUUGUGGGAAAAGUUUCAGUAAGAAUUCCUGCCUUGUGAGACACCAGAGGACUCACACAGGAGAGAAAUCCUUCGAAUGUCCUGAUUGUGGGAAAAGUUUCAGUGAGAAUUCCUGCCUUGUGAGACACCAGAGGACUCACACAGGAGAGAAACCGUUUGAAUGUGCUAUCUGUGGGAAAAGUUUCAUUUGCAAUUCCCACCUGGUGACACACCAGAGGACUCACACAGGAGAAAAACCCUUUGAAUGUCCUGAGUGUGGGAAAGGUUUCAGUCAGAAUUCCCACCUGGUGACACACCAGAGGACUCAUACAGGAGAAAAACCCUUUAACUGUCCUGAUUGUGGGAAACAUUUCAGUGAUAAGUCCAGCAUUGUGAUACACCAGAGGACUCACACAGGAGAGAAACCCUUUGAAUGUCCUGAUUGUGGGAAAAGUUUCGGUCGCAAUUCCUACCUGGUGACACACCAGAGGAUUCACACAGGAGAGAAACCCUUUGAAUGUCCUGAUUGUGGGAAAGGUUUCUUUGAGAAUUCCAGCCUUGUGAAACACCAGAGGACUCACACAGGAGAGAAACCGUAUGAAUGUCCUGAUUGUGGGAAAAGAUUCAGUGUGAAUUCCAGCCUUGUGAAACACCAGAGGACUCACACAGGAGAGAAACCCUUUGAAUGUCCUGAUUGUGGGAAAGGUUUCAGUGAGAAUUCCAGCGUUGUGAAACACCAGAGGACUCACACAGGAGAGAAGCCCUUUAAAUGUCCUGAUUGUGGAAGAAAUUUCAGUCAGAAUUCCAGCCUUGUGAUACACCAGAGGACUCACACAGGAGAGAAACCAUUUGAAUGUCUUGAUUGUGGGAAAUGUUUCAGUCAGAAUUCCAACCUUUUGAAACACCAGAGGACUCAUACAGGAGAGAAACCCUUUCAAUGUCCUGAUUGUGGGAAAAGCUUCAGUGAGAAUUCCAGCCUUGUGAAACACCAAAGGACUCACACAGAAGAGAAACCCUUUGAAUGUCCUGAUUGUGGGAAAAGUUUCAAUCACAAGUGCAACCUGGUGGCACACCAGAGGACUCACACAGGAGAGAAACCCUUUGAAUGUCCUGAUUGUGGGAAACGUUUCAGUGAUUAUUCCACCCUUGUGAUACACCAGAAGAUUCACACAGGAGACAAACCCUUUGAAUGUGCUCUCUGUGGGAAAAGUUUCAUUCGCAAUUCCCACCUGGUGAUACACCAGAGGACUCACACAGGAGAGAAACCCUUUGAAUGUGCUAUCUGUGGGAAACGUUUCUGUGGGAAUUCCAGCCUUGUGAAACACCAGAGGACUCACACAGUGGAGAAAUCUUUCAAAUGUCCAGAUUGUUGGAAAAGUUUCAGUCAUAAGUCCAACCUGGUGAAACACCAGAGGACUCACACGGGAGAAAAACUUUUCAAAUAUCCAAUCUGUGGACGUUACUUCACUGAUAAAUCAUCCUUUAUUGUACAUGAGGAAAACUACAAGAGGCAAAAGUUGAAGAGUUUAGAAAAGGCAUAA
This is a messenger RNA of Protobothrops mucrosquamatus (brown spotted pit viper), 2151 nucleotides long. RefSeq names its product zinc finger protein OZF-like. Gene Ontology annotation, cellular component: nucleus. The record is from RefSeq and is a predicted model, not a curated record. The transcript is spliced from 2 exons. The coding region runs from base 583 to 2151 and encodes 522 amino acids. Gene Ontology annotation, biological process: central nervous system development; regulation of transcription by RNA polymerase II. NCBI's taxonomy places the organism in Eukaryota, Metazoa, Chordata, Lepidosauria, Squamata, Viperidae. Gene Ontology annotation, molecular function: DNA-binding transcription factor activity, RNA polymerase II-specific; RNA polymerase II cis-regulatory region sequence-specific DNA binding.